Molecule: messenger RNA, 3996 nt
Organism: Ostrea edulis (European flat oyster)
Lineage: Eukaryota; Metazoa; Mollusca; Bivalvia; Ostreida; Ostreidae
Product: fibrinogen C domain-containing protein 1-A-like
Exons: 5
Coding region: 219-1175 (318 amino acids)
Source: RefSeq, a predicted model, not a curated record
AUUGCGUCAGGGUUCGUAGUAAAAGGCAACAAUAUUAUAUGUUGUUAAUAAUAAAACAAUCAUACAUGUAUAUAAAGCGACUGUAAGACAGGAGAUAGUGAGGACCUCUGUAAGUCAGACAAGAGAUAGUGAGGAACUCUGUCUUUGAUUGUGAGGUUUUCUGAUCAUUACUUAAUUGGAUCUGUGCUAAUAAUUGUGUUGGCUCGCUUACUGACAAAAUGAAAGUCGUCACUAUAUUUAUUCGCUGUUUUCUGUACAUUAUUUUGUGUACUUUGUCAAAAGCAGAUGUAAAAACCCAACGCUACACGAUGGACACUUCACUUGACAAUAAAGUGUCGAAUGUCAGCCUCAUGGCAAUACAUCAUUCGGAAUCUCUCACUGGAUGUUCCGCUAUGUGUGGUGGACUUUGUGCUUUUUUUGGCUUCAAUCCACAGCUAAAGAUCUGCCGUAUCCAUCAGUCAUGUGACCCAUCAGCCAUGACCAUUAAUGAAACAGGAUGGAGGAACUUUUUCCCUGACGGGUGUAAUAAUGUUCUGAAAACAAGCUGCAUGGAAAUUUUACAAAGUGACCCAACCGUGAAAGGAAAAGAUGGGGUAUAUUCGAUAAGUGUCACUGAUAAGAAAAAGACAGUGUACUGUGACAUGACUACAGAUGGAGGGGGCUGGACGGUUAUUCAAAAACGACAGGAUAAUUCUACAGACUUUUAUAGGACUUGGGCAGAGUACAAGGAAGGCUUUGGAGACCCAUCCAAAAACUACUGGAUUGGGAACGAUGCAAUUCACUAUUUAACGAAAACAAACCAGGAACUACGAGUGGAGCUGCUGAGUUUUGAUGACGAGAAAGCGUACGCCCUGUACUCCACAUUUCAAGUUGGAAACGAGAGCAGUAAAUACCGGCUUACAGUAUCGGGGUAUAAUGGAACAGCGGGAGACAGUUUGAUGAACCACAUUGGACAAGAGUUCAGUACACAGGAUCAGGAUAAUGAUGAGUGGAGUAGUGGUAACUGUGCAGUGGACUGGCACGGAGCUUGGUGGUACUCUGCCUGUGCUUACACCAACCUGAAUGGACAAUACAGAGAGUCUGCUGUGUCUUGUGUCCAAUGUCCGUAUUGGGUAGAUUGGAAAUCUCAAACAGCGUUAAAAGGGACAGUGAUGCAGAUUCGACCGAAGAAUUAACAUCAAUAUAUACCUGCCUUAACAGAUCUAUUAACAUCAAUAUAUACCGCGCUUACAUGUAACAGUUCUGUUAACAACAAUAUAUACUACGCUUAACAAAUAUGUUAACAUUUAUAUAUACCGCGCUUAACAGAUCUGUUAACAUCAAUAUAUACCGCGCUUAACUGAUCUGUUGACAUCAAUAUAUGCCGCGCUUAACAGAACUGUUAACAUCAAUAUAUACUGCGCUUAACAGAUCUUUUAACAUCAAUAUAUACCGCGCUUAACAGAUCUGUUAACAUCAAUAUUUACCGCGCUUAACAUAUUUGUUUACAUCAAUAUUUACCGCGCUUAACAUAUAUCUUAACAUCAAUAUAUACCGUGCUUAACAGAUCUGUUAACAGCAAUAUAUACCGCGCUUAACAGAUGACGAAAUCAUGACCUGGACUUACUUAUUUAACAUCAGAUAUCUAUAAUGAUGAGGGAUAAUAAUGGACGGUUCAUACAAUGUGAAUAUCAAUGAAAUGAUCAUAAGUUUUACAUCCUAAAUGUUUAUUAAGUAGUGGACAGUAGCACACUGUGUAGAAUGACUGAGUUAACUGUAUAAUAUACUAUAUAUCAUAUAUUUAUAAGCAUAAGUCACUGAUUAAUAAACUCUGACAAAUGAUCAACACAUGCUAUGUACUACAUGGUCUGUAUUAGCUUGAUCAACACAUGCAUGUUUAUGGUGUAUUAUUAAUUCUCAUGAUAAAUGCGUGUACAUAGUGUAAACAUGUAUGUCAUUAAAUAGCUUCUUAAAGAAAUAGUUUGUAUUCCAGAUAAUAAUCAUCAUAAAUGUAACAGAGCAGGAAGGCAGAUGUUGGUUUCAUUAAUUUAUUCAGUAGAAAAUAAAGGCAUUGACCAACAAUAACAGAGAAAUAAUAUUACAAUGACCAAAUACAAAAGAGAAAACCCCGUAAUUGAAAUAUGAUAAUUGUAAAUUGUACCCACAGUAAACGUUUUAGAAGAAUAUAAAAAAAAUAUAUAUGUACAUGCGUUCCGUAAAUAAUCUAAAUUAAGAUCUUACAGACUAAUAUAAUCAUUACGACUUUGAAUGCAACAUAACAAUAAAGUAGAGAACUUUCAAUCAAAACAAUUACUUAGAUCAGCUCUUUAUAUAGAAAUAAAACAUAUACUUGAAUAUAGAAAUAACAUACCAUAAGAAGCGGAAGAUAUCAGCUGGUAAGUCAUCAAAACGUAAACGCAGUAGAUUUACACACAUACUGAUAGACUAUUAUUGGAUAAAGAAAUAUGAAUUGACCAAUGAAAUCACAGAACCAUUGAGAUAACAGAAAAAAGAAUUACUCAGCCAACUCAAUCCAGAUUCACAAUAGAACUUACGGUAAAUUGAAUUUUAAGAUUGUAUUUAAUAAAACGGUAAAUGAAAAAUGAUAAAACGAAUAACUACAUAUAGAAAUUCAUAUUUAUACUAUCACAUAAAGACAUAUCUUUUGAUACUGGUACCUAUUUUGCAUUGUAUACAGAUGAGUUAACGUAACCCGAAUUUUGUAGAGUUACAAAACGGAUGUUAAUUAUUUUCAGGGGUGGGUGAGUCGGGGGAGCAUUUAAUACCCCAGAGAGUAUUUCUCGCAAUAGAGUCACGUGAUCAUACCAGUCACACAGUCCGUAACAUUGACAUUUUGCAUGUUUUUGCCUUUAAUGUCUUUACAAAUUGUUAUGGUAUCCAUUUUUCAUGAAUGCUAUGCAGUUGUAAAACAAUGCGCGGAUGAAUCUUAACUUAUCAUUUGUGAAAUAUUUUCCCCUCAUUAAUGCUCAUUUAUCAUUGUGGUAUCAGAGAUGGGGCGAUUACAUUGUAAAUGUAAUUGAUUACGAUUACUUUGAAAAUCUAUGAUUACGAUUACGAUUACACAUAUUUUGAAAGUAAUUGAUUACAAUUACGAUUACUGUGAAAAGUAAUCAUGAUUACAUGAGUAUCAGAAGUCCAUGUCAUAAAUAUUUAUAGUGAAAGGUAGAUCUACUCAGAUGAACUGCUUAAUCUUCAAAGGAUUUUUCCAGUGAUCUAUGUUUGAAGUAUUAGUAUAAACAAAUCCACAGAAAAAAUGAAAGAUGCUAAUUAACAAUAGAGCACAGUAUAGUGAACUACUAAUUAGGAGUGAGCUCAUACUCAUUAAGUAACAAUAGAUCAAUGAGAUGUACAGUAAAUGAUACAGGGUAUACUAGUUCAGAUUAUUAAGUUUAAUUUAAACAGAUUUAGACCUUAGUUGCUAUUGAAUACAUGCAAAUACUGUAAGUAUAAUAUCAUAUAGAUAUGGAUAAAUCUUAUGAUGGCACACAUAACAUACAUAAGCUCUAACUGUUAUCUAUUAAAUAAUUAUUUUAUUAUAAAUAUAAAGUAAUCAUUGUAAUCAUUAUUGUAAUCAUAAAUUACGAUUACUUUGCCAAAGUAAUUGAUUACGAUUAUGAUUACUUUGCUUUAAAAACGAAUGUAAUCAAUUACGAUUACGAUUACUUAAAAAAAUGUAAUCGAUUGUAAUCAAUUACGAUUACUGAUUACGAUUACCCCAUCUCUGUGUGGUAUGGUGAUUUUCUUUCUGGUGAGAACAACAUGAUGCUUUUUGUUAGAUUUUAGACAAAUAUUCGUGAGACUGGGUGUUUUAAUUUUGCUCCAAGUCAAUAUUCAGGCAUUAAAUUGUAACAAUGUAAGGGAUAUGCAUUAUGGUAUUAUCAUGCUUUCUGUCUUUUUUCACACUUAUGAAUAUCUAAAUAGUCAUUUAUACAUAAUAUGACAUAUGUAAUUGUAUAAUAUGUAUUUCGUAAAUAAAUUGCUUCUGCACAAGUUCAA